Messenger RNA from Neoarius graeffei (lesser salmon catfish), 2093 nucleotides. It is a transcript of the gene tmem237b, whose product is annotated as transmembrane protein 237b. The transcript has 12 exons. The coding region runs from base 480 to 1613 and encodes 377 amino acids. The record is from RefSeq and is a predicted model, not a curated record. Gene Ontology annotation, cellular component: ciliary transition zone. Lineage: Eukaryota; Metazoa; Chordata; Actinopteri; Siluriformes; Ariidae. Gene Ontology annotation, biological process: cilium assembly.
GUCGUCUUUGCCAAGCAGAAAAUGACGGUUUGUAGCGAUUUCCAUCACAUGCACAACAUUCCGGACGAGAUAGCGAGACCAGCGGGGUCUCCGUGGAUUGUUAUCGGAAGCAAAGCGAAGGAGAUGGCGCCGGGAGCGGAAGCAAAAGUGAGGCUGCAGAGCCGGCCUGUUGACUAAGCUCAGAAAACAGCCACUCAAAUCUCCACUGCUAAGCCUCUACCUCUCCAACGCCAGAUCCAUGUAAACAAGACGGACGAUUUGGAAUUACAGCUGGAAUUACCUUAUUCUAUUCUAUAAUCGGCUGGUCAGUGCUAUACUCAAUACUUAAGUGACUUACCCAUCCAAUGAGGAUUCUUGUUUACAAGAUGCCACAUCUGAGUCGCUGACAAAUCCUGAAUUUCUGUAAAGAAAACUGUCCAGAGACUUAUAGGCACGCAGUGCUUCACCACUGAACAGCGAGGGAAAGUUGAUGAGACGAGAUGCCAGUUCCAAAGAAGAAAAAGAAGGCGGCGGCCAAGCAGGAGGAGAGCACGGAAGCAGCCGAGGUUCCUCAAGGAGAUGGGGGGAUUGAAAUGGGAGGUCUGGCCAGUCCGAGACAAUCAGAAAGCCGAGACCGUUUAGCUCCCGAGCCGCCUGAAAACCUGCCGCAGAGGAAGAAAAAGAAGAAGAAAGCUGAGACAGUCGAUCAGGACUGCGAUCAGGCUAACCUGGUGCUGAACGGCGACAUGGUAGAUCAGAACUCGGAUGAGGAAACAAGACAGAAACCGAAGAAGAAAAAGAAGAAGACAAAGACAAAAGUGACAGAAACGGAGCAGAAUAACGACCUGGGUGUUGAAGACGAUGACAUCAUCACGGGUGCUCAGCUUCCUAUCCCCCAACAUGCCUUGUUCUCCAUUCCUCAGGGUCAAAGUCAGCCUGUUGCCAAGGUGUUCAUCGAGAGGGGACGCCGUUUUCAGCCAGCUGAGCAUAUAGAUCGGCCUCGGACCAGCAAUCCGACGGUGCACAACUUCGUGGACGUCCAGUCCACGUGGACCACCAGAGACGUGUCCGUGAGAGUACACCGUGGGUUCAGAGUGAUCGGUUUGUUCUCUCAUGGCUUUCUGGCUGGUUAUGCUGUCUGGAACAUUAUCGUGCUCUACAUUUUGGCCGGAGAUCAGAUGAACGCUCUGCCGAACUUACUGCAGCAGUACUACAUGCUGGCAUACCCUGCACAGUGCCUCUUUUACUUCCUCCUGGCCCUGAGCACCGUUUCAGCCUUCGACAGAGUGAAUCUCGCUCAGGUACCGACUGCCGUCAGGCGUUUCCUCACACUCGAUCCUGUGGCGCUCGCCUCGUUCUUAUAUUUCUCAGCACUGGUUCUGUCUCUAAGCCAACAGAUGACUAGUGAUCGCGUUAAUCUCUACCACAGUGUGAACGCUUCAUUAUGGCUGCCUGGCUCAGAGCGCAGCGUGCUGCAUCCCUGGAUCAUAGUACAUCUGGUGGUCACGCUGUUGGUGGGCUUGGCCUGGGUCCUAGUGUCCACCUCCCCAGAUGUGGAUUACACAGAAGAUUCCUUGAUGGCAAUGAAGAUCGAACAGCCCGGUGUGGCGGAGAAAGGAAGCAUCGCUGCCUGAGCAGCAGCAACGGAUGAAAUGUUCCUAAACGAAGAUUGAACGCUACUAAAUUUAGACUUAGGUCAAAGAGCUCGGACAGUUCCUUCGCACCACUGUUUAUUUCAACUUAAUCAUGUACAAAAAAAAAAGUACAUCCCAUGCAAAUUUUAGACUUAACAUUCAAACAAACUUCACAUUUUUGAUACAGUGCCUACAGGUAAAGGUGAGAUUCAUGAAUACAAGGAAAAUCAGCUCUUUCAAUCACUUCUCCAUUAAAAAUAAACAGAUGUAAUAUCCUGUGAGGAAAGUAAGUACAUCCUCAGCAGCUAGUAUUGCUUCUUUAACAGAAAUAACUACUUGUAGAGGUUUUGCAUAACUGUUUGCCAGUCUGAUAUUGGGUUGCUGAAUUUUUUUGACCACUUCCAUCCAGGUACAAGAUGGUUAAAGUGCAUAUCCUGAACAAAUUUUUUUUUUUUUUUAAUAAAGAAGUCUGUCCCUUUA